AUGGAAGCCCAAGUAAAAAAUCUGCUUCUCCAAGACGACUCGCCCUUUCGUAGGGAUGCUAAUUUUGCUUUUGUUUGCUGGAAUAUGAUCCAGAAGAAAGAAGUCAGUACGAACACAUCUUUUCGGAUAAGUUCGUCACUGCAGUAUAGUCUUGCCAACAAUUUAAAGAACAUUGCACCUUCCUUGACCAAUUUGGCUGAAAAGUGGAGUCAGUCUACCUACAGUCCACCGUCUACAACAGAAGAAAAAAAAGCCGCACGUGUCCUCCGACGGUUACAAGCAUCCACCAAGUUCUUGAGGGGCAGCGCAGGUUAUAAGUUAUGCCACCGAAAUGAAAUACGCGCCUUGAUGAAGAAAUUUUGCACUCCAGCAAUUUUCGUGACGGUCAAUCCACAUGACCUGACCAGUAGUGCUAUUCCUGCCAUAGCAGGAAUU
Molecule: messenger RNA, 435 nt
Organism: Suillus fuscotomentosus
Lineage: Eukaryota; Fungi; Basidiomycota; Agaricomycetes; Boletales; Suillaceae
Exons: 1
Source: RefSeq, a predicted model, not a curated record